Messenger RNA from Drosophila willistoni, 2949 nucleotides. Its product is annotated as probable beta-hexosaminidase fdl. The transcript has 5 exons. The coding region runs from base 596 to 2659 and encodes 687 amino acids. Gene Ontology annotation, biological process: glycosaminoglycan metabolic process; ganglioside catabolic process; carbohydrate metabolic process. Gene Ontology annotation, cellular component: membrane. Gene Ontology annotation, molecular function: beta-N-acetylhexosaminidase activity. Lineage: Eukaryota; Metazoa; Arthropoda; Insecta; Diptera; Drosophilidae. The record is from RefSeq and is a predicted model, not a curated record.
UUUGUAUGUGUGUGAACGGUCUACAUUAAAAUAAAAACAUAAAUCUAAACUGAGUGUAAAAGCCGAAUAUAAAUUAACUUGAAUAAUCUAAAUAGUUUUUAAACUCGUGCAACACACCGCAAUAUAACAAGUGCAAUAACUGUAGCAGCAGCAGCAGCAAUAAAAUUCGCAAAAAGAAAAAAAAACAAAUAGCAUAACCUCGCUCCAUUCCAUUUCCUCCCCCUCGAAAAGCACCGUCUCGCUGCCUACCACUCCAUCAACAAUUUUAACAAGCUCGGAUUGUGUUUUGUUGGUUUUUUUAUGAGUAGAAAAGAAAAUUUAUUGAACAUUCAACUUAAAAUGUAAUAAAAACAACAAAUUGUGCUGCCGCCCACCACCCCGUUGAAAUCAAGCGAAAUACUGUCUCCUCCUGCUCCACACCUACACCGCCGUAGCCUCCAGCAGCUUCUGCUUCUUCUUCUUCAUCAACUGCAUCAUCGUCAUCUAAUUCUGGCUAGCCCCACUGGGGACACACACGGGCUUUUUGGCAUUUGACGAAUUCAGGACAUGCAAAGAGCAUUUCAAUCUGUAGUGCGGGCUACGUUAUCUCUAUAAGAUGUCACUGGCCGUCUCUUUGCGGCGCUUUUUAUUGGUUUUGGUCUCUGGAGCGAUUUUCAUUCUAACAGUUUUAUAUUGGAAUCAGGGAGUGAUCAAGACCCAAGCCUACAAUGACGCUUUAGAGAAGCCGAGACAUGGCCAUAAAGAUGGUGCAGCAUUUGCCAUACCCAUUGAGAAAACUUGGACCUACAAAUGUGAGAACGAUCGUUGCAUUCGUCUGGGCUUUAAUCCCAAUGCUAAUGGCAAUGGGAAGGGACAGAAACGUAUAUCAUUCAUCUCAUGCUCCAUGACCUGUGGGGAUAUUAAUAUUUGGCCUCAUCCUACUAUUAAAUCACUGCUGAGUUCUCAUACUCUACGCUUCACAACGGAUGAUGUCCAACUCAAUUUGGAUACACCGCACCGCGAGGUGCAUAAACUUUUGCAAGUGGCCUUCGAUUGGUUUGUCAAGGACUUAAGACAAAUUCAGAGAUUAGAUAUUAGUAACUCUGCCUCAAGUAUAUCAGCUGCUGCUGUUGCUGGUGGUGCUGGCGGCGCUGCUGCUGAUACAGUGCCUGCCAGUGGGGAAUCUGUAAUACGGCGCUCCCAAUUAGAUGGGGAAAAUCAGAGAUCCUCAAUUUUUGGCUAUACAUUUAGCUUGGACAAACAAGCGGGCGAUGUGGACAGCUUGGAAAUCAAAAUAAGCGUACAAAAAUCAGGGGAUAUUAACUUUAAUAUGGAUAAUGAUGAAAGUUAUCAACUGAAAACUACAUUGGAAAAGCGACGACUUUUGGUUCAUAUAACAGCGCAUAGCUAUUUCGGAGCACGUCAUGGCCUUUCUACAUUGCAGCAGAUCAUCUGGUACGAUGAUGAGGAUCAUCUGUUGCACACCUAUGCCAAGAGUGUUAUAAGUGAUGCACCAAAAUUUCGUUAUCGUGGCCUUAUGUUGGACACUUCGCGGCAUUUCUUCUCAGUGGAAUCGAUUAAGCGUACCAUUUCGGCCAUGGGUUUGGCUAAAUUGAAUCGUUUCCAUUGGCAUUUGACAGAUGCUCAGAGUUUUCCUUACAUUUCCCGUUACUAUCCCGAGAUGGCGGAAUAUGGUGCCUAUUCGGAGAGUGAAACGUAUACGGAGCAAGAUGUGAGAGAGAUAACAGAAUUUGCCAAAAUCUAUGGUGUACAAGUAAUCCCGGAAAUUGAUGCUCCUGCCCAUGCGGGCAAUGGUUGGGAUUGGGGCCCCAAACGGGGACUCGGCGAAUUGGCCUUGUGCAUUAAUCAACAGCCAUGGAGUUUCUAUUGCGGUGAACCGCCAUGCGGACAAUUGAAUCCGAAGAAUAACCACACCUACCUCAUACUACAGCGACUCUACGAGGAGCUGCUGCAGCUAACUGGGCCCACAACGGAUUUUUUCCAUUUGGGCGGCGACGAGGUGAACCUAGAUUGUUGGGCUCAGUAUUUCAAUGAUACGGAUUUACGUGGACUUUGGUGUGAUUUUAUGCUACAGACCAUGGCCAGAUUAAAGUUAGCUAAUGGUGGCCAAGUGCCUAAAUAUUUGGCCGUAUGGUCGAGCGCCUUGACCAAUACCAAAUGUCUUCCAAAUAGUCAAUUCACUGUUCAAGUCUGGGGCGGCAGCACGUGGCAAGAGAAUUACGAUCUACUCGAUAAUGGUUACAAUGUGAUAUUCUCUCAUGUGGAUGCCUGGUAUUUGGAUUGCGGUUUCGGUAGUUGGCGUGCCACAGGAGAUGCGGCUUGUUCACCAUAUCGCACCUGGCAGAAUAUCUACAAACAUCGGCCAUGGGAACGCAUGCGUCUGGACAAGAAGAGGCGAAAACAGAUUCUUGGAGGCGAGGCUUGCAUGUGGACAGAACAAGUCGAUGAGCAUCAAUUGGAUAAUCGACUGUGGCCUCGAACUGGUGGUCUGGCCGAACGUUUAUGGUCCGAUCCGAAUGAUGAUCAUGAUUUUGAUAUAGUACCGCCGGAAGUAUUUCGACGAAUCUCAAUAUUUCGCAAUCGUCUGGUCGAAUUGGGCAUUAAAGCUGAGGCUCUAUUUCCAAAAUAUUGUGCGCAGAAUCCAGGCGAAUGCAUUUGAUAUUAUAUUUAAGCAGGCUCAUUGUCGCCGCCUUCCUAAACCUGCAAAAAAAAAAAGAACAAAAAAAUGACCUCCCGCUCCCCUUCCCAAAAAAAAAAAUAAAACCCAAAUGAGCGUUAGUUAGUUAUUAGUAUAAUUGUUAUUUUUUAUGAUAUUUGAAAAUGGCAAAAAAGGCGUCCACGAAUAGGUGAAGUAAAAAACACACACACUGACACACACGAUAUAUACAUAAAUAUAGCAGGCGACUGACUGUUCCAAAUGGUUUCGCAUGACACAGCUCUUAACCAUAA